CGAUCAUGGUCGAAAAUGCUGCCUGGCCUGCUCUGCCUAAAGGUUUAUGAUUGAUGGCUGCACGGCUGUGUCUAUCUUUCAGUCACCCCCUCUUACGCCCAAUCUUUGUUUCAAUUCCUAUCUUAGAGAUCACUUGCAGCAUUUGCCUUUGCCAUGAAGACUGCAUCGUACGCAGUGCUGGGCGCACUGGCGCUUCCGAUAACCUUGGCUCAGACCGGAAGGUCUGGUUGCUACACCAGUAUCGGCGACAUGGAAAAGGUAGGCACCUCCGUGUUCCAGUCCACAGGAUCAUGCAUGAACAUGUGCGGUAAAGCCGAUGGCUACUACUACGCCAUAAAAGGCGAAGACUGCUGGUGUGGCAAGCAGCCACCCGCCUUUGAGACAGUCACGAACGACCGAGCCUGUAAUCUCCAGUGUCCGGGCUAUCCCCACGACUAUUGUGGCGGCAAUGGCGUUUAUUCGGUUGGGGAGAUGCCGGGCGAUCAUCCGAGUGAAUCCAGCGGAGGAAGCACCACCACAGCGUCCGCGGUGUUGACUACGAAGCCGAAGCCCACGACCACACAAGCUUCGUCUGCCGGUGUUUCAGUAGUGCCAUCAGCAUCAGCCGGGACGAUUGCUGCUUCCUCCUCUGCCGUAUCUACGCCCAGCAAUACCCCGCUAGCGAGCGCCGUUCCUGCUAAUUCUACUUCGGGGGCUAACCGUCGCUUUCGAAUGCUCUUCAUCUAGCUUCUAGAAGGAUGGGUAACAAGCAUGAUCGUGAAAAUCAUUCCUUAUCGUGGUCUGGAAAGGCAGAAUACGAAGGAGUCUAUCGGGAUGUCCC
Molecule: messenger RNA, 820 nt
Organism: Aspergillus homomorphus CBS 101889
Lineage: Eukaryota; Fungi; Ascomycota; Eurotiomycetes; Eurotiales; Aspergillaceae
Exons: 2
Coding region: 154-726 (190 amino acids)
Source: RefSeq, a predicted model, not a curated record